GAAAUAUAAUGGAGAAUAAUAAUAAUAAUAAUAAUUCUCAUGAUCAAUAUGGUAGAAAAGUGAUGAAGGAUGUCUCUCUUCAGGAGCUUAGAGAGAGGCUUGUUGAAUUUUCUAGAGUUAGAGGUUGGGAUCAGUAUCACAGUCCUAGAAACCUUCUCCUAGCUUUGGUUGGAGAAGUGGGAGAGCUAUCAGAGAUAUUUCAGUGGAAGGGUGAAGUUGCAAGGGGUUUACCUAACUGGACAUCAGAUGAUAAGGAGCAUUUGGAAGAAGAACUUUCUGAUGUUUUACUCUAUUUGGUUCAGCUAGCUGAUGUUUGUGGACUUGAUUUAGGUCAAGCAGCACUUACUAAGAUUGUCAAAAAUGCUCAAAAAUACCCUGUUACUAAACCUACUUAAUUA
This is a messenger RNA of Solanum verrucosum, 398 nucleotides long. RefSeq lists its product as uncharacterized. The coding region runs from base 9 to 395 and encodes 128 amino acids. Gene Ontology annotation, molecular function: nucleoside triphosphate diphosphatase activity. NCBI's taxonomy places the organism in Eukaryota, Viridiplantae, Streptophyta, Magnoliopsida, Solanales, Solanaceae. The transcript has 2 exons. The record is from RefSeq and is a predicted model, not a curated record. Gene Ontology annotation, biological process: nucleoside triphosphate catabolic process.